CUUCCGCUGUUGGGCGUCGAGAAACCGAGCGAGGGUAGCAUGCGCGACAUUGCUUUGCGGGAAUCCUAAGUUGUUAUUGCACCAUUGAUGAGAUCGUGGCUUUUGAUUUGGUGAUUCAUUAAUGCAUCAUGAAGAUAGUUCGAUAAAGCAUCUAGCCUCUGCAUUAGGUCGGGGCAUACCAUGCACAUAUGGUAGUUGAAGUAAACGAUUGUUUGUUCAUCAUUUGCCUGGGCAGGCAUGCUUAUGCCUGUUUGAUUAUGAUUAUAGUUGCUGCUUAUGAAAUUGCUGGGUAGUUCCGGUAAUGGUUCCUUAGGAACAUUGCCAACUUCACGGAUUUACAGUUCAUUGUGGGUUUCCUUCUCUCUUUUUUGUUGUCGAUGGAAAUUCAAAUCGCUGGGUAGUCACAUAAAUGGUUCCAUACGAACACUGCCAACUUCACGGAUUUACAAUUCAUCGUGGGUUUCCUUCUUGUUUUGUAUUGAUGAAAUCACUAGGUAGUCACGUAAAUCGUUCCCCAUGAACAUUGCCAACUUCCGGAUUUACAGUUCAUUGUGGGUUUCCUUCUCUUUUGUGUUGAUGAAAUUGCUGGGUGGUCAUAUAAAUCGUUCCCUAUGAACAUCGCUAACUUCCCAGAUUUACAGUUCAUCGUGGGUUUCCUUCUUUUGUGCAUCGCUGGGUGGUGACAUAAAUGGUUCCAUACGAACAUUGCCAACUUCACGGAUUUACAGUUCAUCGUGGUUUCCUUCCUUUUCUUGUUGAUGGAAUCGUCGGGUAAUCACAUAAACGGUUCCAUACGAACAUUGCCAACUUCACGGAUUUACAGUUCAUCGUGGUUUCCUUCCUUUUCUUGUUGAUGGAAUCAUUGGGUUAUCACAUAAAUGGUUCCCUACGAACAUUGCCAACUUCACGGAUUUACAGUUCAUCGUGGGUUUCCUUCUUUUUUUGUGGCAUUGGCUCCCAAAACUGAUUAACCUAAAACUUUUGUUGCAUGGAUACUUCUAUGAAUCUGUCAUUCCCAAACGGCAUAUGUCUGGAUGUUCCCUAACGGCAUAUGUGGGGAUAGAGGACUACUAGUUUUCCUUCUUUAUCUUUUUAAAAUAUGGGGAUACUUGGGGGUAUUUUUGGCUAAAAACAUUCCAAUAAGAGGCCAUUUCAGGCCCAAAGCAAACUAUCCCUUUGCCUCAAACCCUAGUCAAGCAUAUCAGUUCGGAGCUCACCGCCGCCGCCGCCGCCUGCAGCUGUCGCUGCCGCUCCACGGCUCCACCAGCCGUCGUUUGCCUCUUCUGGACACCUCCCACGCCGCUUCUUUCGGUGCUAUUUCAUAGUUACUCAACAUUGAUUAUGCUUGGUGGAUGAGGAUGCCACAAUAAAGAAGGUGGGGGUUUGAUAAGGUUCUUGAAGCUGUCCAGUGAGGGUUUAGAGUUGUUGUCUUUGAAGACUAUAACCCAUGUUAGUGAAUAAAUUGAAAAGGGAAGGUGGCUGGUGAACUUGAGUUAAGACAUGUCCAAAUCUACUCCUGUUAAAGCAAGCAAGAAUUCUGAAUUGAAGAAAUCUGCAGCCAUCUUAACAAUAGCAAAUGGCCAUGCUUGUAAGAAGGAUGCAAUUGGUGGAGAGCAUCCUGUCCAUGACAUCAAGUCCACUGGCACUUGGAUCUGUAGAAAUUUGGCCUGUAAAGCUGUUGUAACAGCUGAAGAUUCUUUCUGCAAGAGGUGCUCAUGUUGUAUUUGCCAUCAGUUUGAUGACAAUAAAGAUCCUAGUCUAUGGUUGGUUUGUGCAUCUGAGAAUGAUGACAAACAGUGCUGUGGUUCUUCUUGCCAUAUCGAGUGUGCCCUCCAACAAAAGCGGGUGGGAUGCUUUGAUCUUCAAAAAAUUAUUCAUCUUGAUGGAAGUUAUUCAUGUGCUUCAUGUGGGAAGAUAUCUGGGAUACUAGGUUAUUGGAAAAGGCAAUUAGUGAUUGCAAAGCAGGCUCGCCGAGUUGAUAUACUCUGCCACCGCAUCUAUGUGAGUUAUCAGUUGUUGGAGGGUACGAGCUGUCAUACAGAAUUGCAUAACAUUAUUCAAGAUGCAAAAGCAAAACUCGAAUGUGAGGUCGGUCCACUUGAUGGAAUGUCGGCAAAGAUGGCACGUGGUAUCGUAAGCAGGUUAUCUGGUGGUAGUAACAUACUGAAACUUUGCUCUCUGGCGAUUCAAAAAGUUGAUGAGUUGUUGAGUUCUCCAUCUCCAGGCUUGCAUCUUCGAGGUUCAUUACCAGCUGCGUGCAGAUUCAACUUCGUAGAUAUUACAUCGUCUUCCCUUGUUAUCAUCUUAAAAGAAACUAAGUUGGCAUCAUCGGACACCAUCAAAGGUUAUAAGCUAUGGUACUGGAAGAGCAGAGAGCAACCAAGCAUGGAUGAGCCUGUUAUUUUGUCAAGAGAUCAAAGAAAAGUACUUGUUUAUAACCUCGCCACAUGCACAGAAUAUUCCUUCAGAAUCAUAUCAUUCACAGAUGCUGAUGCAACCAUUGGGCAUUCCGAGUCUAAAUGUUAUACUGCGAGCAAGGAGGUAUUUGUCAAAUCUGUGACCCAGAAGGCCACGCAAAUAUGCCCGCAGACGCAGAUAACGGAUAGGAGCCAGGCUUGUAUGUCCACUGGAUUUAGGAUCCGAGAUGCUGGGAAGAUCUUGCGGCGAGCUUGGGCUGAAGAAGGCUGUUUUGAGGAUAUGUACGAAGGUUCAUGUGACAUAAGUGCCACAGAAGCAGACCAGGCAGAGAACAGUGAACAGGGUCAUUUCUUAUCUGGUGCAUGUCGCAAACUUCAGUUCAAUGCAUUUUCUGUCCCAGACCUAAAUGCACCCAUGCCCAUGGACAUAGACUCUUCCCCUGAGAAGAGCUAUGAUUUAAAUAACAGACUUUUAAGAUCAAAUGACAGUGGUGGCUCAGAGGCUUGCGAGGCAGUCAGGAGCGCGGAGCCGGCUGCUGUUGAAUCUCGACCAGGAGGCAAGGCAAAGCAGCCCAAUGGUGCUCAGAAUGAAAGCUGUGAGCAGGAUGGAGUUUCAGCCAUCUGCCGCCAAAAGCAACUUCUGAAAAGGCCUAGAGUGCUGGAUGAGGAUUAUGAGUAUUGUGUGAAGGUGAUACGGUGGCUGGAGUGUGACGGGCACAUAGAGACUGAUUUCAGAUUGAAGUUUUUGACUUGGCUGAGUCUAAGAUCGACUGAGAAUGAGCAUAGGGUUGUGAACACAUUCAUCAAAACACUAAUCAAAGAACCAAGCAGUCUGGCUGAGCAGCUUGUUGAUUCUUUCGGAGAGAUGAUAAACUGCAAGAGACCAAAAGUAGGUUUCGGCAGUGAGCUAUGGCAUUUGGACAAACAAUAACAAUUCAAGAGUUCGCUAACUCAUUGGUAUUCUAUAGUUUUUCCGAUCAAGGGCAGUGAAUUCCGGUUGCUUCUAUCGCCCAUAAUGAGAAUAUAAACUUGAUAAUCAUCGCAUCGACCCAGCCGUCAGAUUAUUAUCAUACCUUAUAAGUUCAGAUCAGACCGUGCACAAUUUUCUUGAGAGUCAUCAUUUCGACCCGUCGCCAGAUUACCAUACCUUAUAAGUUCAGAUCGGAACAUGCACAAUUUUCUUGAGUCGUCAUUCGAGCCUAUGGGAAUAGGAUAUUUGAUUUACUUAGAAAUUCCUAUCUUCUUGAUUCUACUUAGGAAAAUCAUUUUAGGCGGAAAAUAUAUUGCAUUGAAAGAUUCCUGUUCCACCUGGAAGUAGUGGAAACAAUUUUAUAUUCUCAUUGGUUUAGUACUCUAUAUUCUGUCAGAGCCCUGGAAAAAUCUUAUAUGAUGUCAUGUAUGGCUUACAUCUACUUGGUACCUCUUUUUCAGUAUGGAUGAUUUUUUGGUA
Molecule: messenger RNA, 3867 nt
Organism: Triticum aestivum (bread wheat)
Lineage: Eukaryota; Viridiplantae; Streptophyta; Magnoliopsida; Poales; Poaceae
Product: VIN3-like protein 1
Exons: 4
Coding region: 1501-3348 (615 amino acids)
Biological process (GO): vernalization response; epigenetic regulation of gene expression
Molecular function (GO): protein binding
Source: RefSeq, a predicted model, not a curated record